GAUCCCCAACCACGCUCGCCAACCGCACGGCACCCGCGGCCCUCACCGCUCGACACCCACACGAUCCCCAACCACGCCCCGCCGCUCACCACCCGCACGGCCCCGCCGCUCCGUACAAGCGGCUGCGCGGCCGAGGCAGCAGCCGUCGUCCCGGCCGCCACCCAAGAACCUCUGCAGAACUACCAGCGCGGGCCGUCCCCCAGGCUCCGCGACUACGAUGGCGGCGACGAACAAGGUUCGCCAGGGAGGCGAGGCCCUGCUGGCGUGCCCAGCCGCCACCACCAGGGCCGCGGGCUGCCGAUGGGCUCAGCCGGGCGGCGGCCGCCCGGGGGCAUCCAGCAGCGCACCGCCGGCAGACAUGGCCCACUCGCCCGUCGCUCUGCGGUGGGAGGAGAAGUUCGACGACGAGGUGGGGUACAGGGACUACGACGAGGAGGAGGAUGAGGAGGGGGAGGGGAGAUUCACUGGGGGGACACGGUCGGGCGGGGCCAUGCCCAUGCCGCCCGCUGGCUUCGUCCUCGACGACCAGGGUUGGUGCAUCGCUGCCGCCUCCAAGCACAUCGUCACCAUCCUCAGAGGUUCAGAAAAUUUCCACUCAUCAGCAUUUGCAGCAUCUGAGGUAUUUUUUGUCACAUUUUCAUAUUUACUUCAACACUUGAGUGUUUACAUGUAUCAAGUUUCUUCAAUUGUUCACGGACUAUGGGAUGUAGGUUCUUUUUACCUAAUUUUACAAUAUGUAAUUUGUUUCCAUUGUUGUGUAUUACAUUAUGUAUCUUUGUUAUGCGUUUGUAUAUUUUCUGCAUAUUGUGGAUCCAAAUUUUACAAGGAAUCCUGUGUGAUGCUGAAUUUAUUCAUGUGAUGCAGAAUGUGAGAUUGUUGCAAGGCACUAGUAGUCAUGGUUUUGGGUACCGGGCGGAAUAUUCGGAUACCGCCCGGUUACCGCGUUUCUCGCCACCCCACGAGAAACCUACAUACCGAGCGAAUUCUUUUGAAUUUUUUCGAAUUUAAGCUCUGGUACUUAGGUUAGAUACUUUAGGAACUCGUUCCAAACAGACAGCGAGCAGUGGCGUAGUGGUCAGUGUGUCCUUCCUAGCUUUUCUAAGGUCUUGAGCUCGAGUACCAUUGUUGCUCGUUUUUUUAAACAAUUUUUAUGAUAAAAAGAAAGAAGCUGUGAAAAUAAUUGUUGCUGUGGCGAUUCGAUCUUGCAACCUCGAGGAAAUAGUUAUACAUACAUGACCUAACCACUGCGCCAGGCUGCUGCUAGUGACAAAAUUGAGUCCAGAACUAAUCUAUACAAUAUUUAAAAAAAUUGAAUUCAAAUUUCGUCCGAAUUUUUUCCGGGAUUUCACGGUUACCGCGGUAACCGAGAAUUUCGGUGGCCCGCGAGAAAAAAUGUGCACUUGGGAUCCAAAUCCUUGCUAGUAGUUGGGGCGCCACCCUGUGGCGCCGCUUUAAAGAAAGUUGUGAGCACGUUUUUAUUUUAAAAAAAUACAUAGAGUCCCUGCCUCCAUCUAAAACAACACCUCAAAAAAAAUCCUCACCUUCAUCUAAAACAAGUAAAAACAAAAAACAAAAAAUUACCACAACAGUCUACCAGCGAGUGCCACUUUGCAUAACCCUCCGUUUAAAAAAUAUCAUAAGUCCUCAUCUCCAUUAAAAAAUACAUUUAAAAAAUAAUCCACACCUUCAUCUAAAAAAUUACAAAAGAUUUCUCACCGCGGCCAACCAGCUUGCGCCACGUGGCAUAGCUGGUUGGCCGCCCUUCACGCGUAGCUUAAUAGUUUUAGUGGAUAAAAUUUUUUAUGAGGAAAACAGACCAGGUGCUUUAUUUGUUUGUCUGAUAUGUAUAAGUACAUGUUUAUUAUAUUGUUAUCACUAUUGAUUUUGAGACUUGAGCAAAGAGUUUGCGUCAUUGGUACUUCAGCAACAGAGUUACAAAUGAUGAGUCUUACAGUACUGUACGAACAACUUUGGGGUACAAGCUGUACACAUAGGUUUGCCAAAACAAUAUCACUAUUGCAUGUAUGCGUUGAUUACCACAUGAUAGUUACCUUGCUCUAAUGCUAGCUGGUGUUCUAGAGCUAUAUAUACAUCUAUAGGCACUCCAACUUAUUUAUACAAUUUCCGUUUGCUUAUAAUCUAUAUUAUGUUUGGCUUGCUACUAUGGUCUGGAGUGAUGUUUGUUUGUUCGUUUCUAAGCAAGCAGAUAAAUGACAGUCUAUCAAGUAUCUUACUAUUCAUACAUUGUGACUAAUAUUUUAACUUUUUUUGGCUGAUAUUCUCAGAGGUGUAGCAUGCAAAGCUUAAUAAAAUGGAUUGGGAUUUCAGAGUUGAUCUGUGAAUUGGAUUGUUACUUGGGUCAAUUGAUGGUAGCUUGGGUCAACUGAUUGUUACUUGGGUCAAUUGACUAUACUCGCAUGCAAUGUCGGAAGCAGAUGGGUCUCCCAACAAGGGGUUAAAGGCAAAAUCAAUAAAUGCUCAAACAAAUAAUGUCAGAAGAACACUUAGUUGGUAAUUUGUUGAUGAGCUGUGGGAUCACACAAAGUGUGAUAGAGGUGUACGCAGAGUCACAGACAUGGGUCAGCCUAUGUAGUUCUUGUGUCACAUAUCUGUUCUAAAAUAGUAAUUUGAGCUAAAUUCCGUUUUAUCAAUUUUGACUUCCGAGAAUUCUGAAGCCCGAUCUCAGUCUGUUACUUAAUUUGUAGUUGGCAGUUUUUAAUGGGGUUGUUGUUUGGUUUCUUCAAACAACUAUUCUGAACUGAAGCAUGCAUUUCUAAAGAUUGUUACAAUAAUGA
Messenger RNA from Triticum dicoccoides, 2795 nucleotides. RefSeq lists its product as uncharacterized. The record is from RefSeq and is a predicted model, not a curated record. The transcript is spliced from 2 exons. The coding region runs from base 218 to 859 and encodes 213 amino acids. NCBI's taxonomy places the organism in Eukaryota, Viridiplantae, Streptophyta, Magnoliopsida, Poales, Poaceae.